Salarias fasciatus (jewelled blenny) is the source of this 5019-nucleotide messenger RNA. Its product is annotated as arfaptin-1-like. NCBI's taxonomy places the organism in Eukaryota, Metazoa, Chordata, Actinopteri, Blenniiformes, Blenniidae. Gene Ontology annotation, biological process: regulation of Arp2/3 complex-mediated actin nucleation; intracellular protein transport. The coding region runs from base 155 to 1102 and encodes 315 amino acids. The record is from RefSeq and is a predicted model, not a curated record. Gene Ontology annotation, molecular function: phospholipid binding; protein domain specific binding. The transcript has 8 exons. Gene Ontology annotation, cellular component: trans-Golgi network membrane.
CGGGUGUGUUUGACUUGUUUUCCUGAAACUCCAAAACUUCAAGAUCGUAGAAAGUUUGUGCCUGCUCGUGAAGAGGAAGAGGAGGAAGAGGAGGGACAGGAGGAUUUCAGAGUUUUCAGUGUUGGGAGCUGUGUGAAUCAAGAAGAAGGCGAGGAUGAUGACAGAGGAGGAAGAGGCGCCUCAGAUGGAACCGGACGGCAGCUGUUACCAUGCCGACGGUGGAGUGACCGCCCCUCCGGCUACCCCUGCUCCCACUGUAACCAUGGAAACGACACAAAGUGAAGUCACGCCACAUAAACCAGGAAGUCGCUCGGUGGUCAUUCAGAGCAACAGGAGCCCGGCCAGCGAGAAGCUGGAGAAAGUCCGCAAGUGGAGCAUCACGACGUACAAGUGCACCAGGCAGUCGCUGUCGGAGAAGCUGGGCCGCGGGUCUCGGACGGUGGAUCUGGAACUGGAGCCUCGCCUGGAGCUGCUCAAAGACGACCGGCUGCGCUACAAUCACAUGACCAAGCUGGCUCAGACUCUGGCCAAUCAGCUGGCUCAGUUCGCGGUGACCCAGAAGUCCCUGGGAGACGCCCUCGCCGACCUCAGCGUCAAGACGCCGGCGCUGCACGUGGAGUUCGGCAUGAACGCGGAGGCUCAGAAGUUUCUGUCCAAGAGCGGCGAGACCUUGACGACGGCCAUCAACGCCUUCACCUCUGACAUGAACACCCUGGUCAACAAGACCAUCGAGGACACCAUGAUCAACGUCCGGCUGUACGAGUCCGCCAGGAUCGAGUACGACGCGUACCGAGUUGACCUGGAGGAGCUGAACCUGGGUCCCCGGGACGCCGUCACCCUGCCCAAACUGGAGCAGGCCCAGAAAAGCUUCCAGAGCCAGAGGGAGCGCUACCAGAAGAUCCGAGAUGACCUGUCCGUAAAGGUCAAGCUCCUGGAGGAAAACAAGGUCAAAGUCCUCCACAACCACUUGUGGCUGCUCCACAGCGCCGUCGCCGCCGAGGCCAUCCAGUGCCACCGUUUCCUCGAGCAAAACAUCCGACAGGCCAGUGAACAGCUCGGCAACCCCGGCAUGGAGACCCCCUCCUUUCUGGAGGAAAGCUGACGCAACAAAGCCACGAAGAAGAAGAACUCGCCACAGGACAGGUGGACUGAUGAGGAUUUGUGACGGUUUCUGAGUGUCCUGAAGAAACCAACCAGAGAUGUCUGGACGAAUGCGGAAAUUCUGGGUACUUGAAUCGGCCAGUGGCCACUGUCUUCAUACUGAAGUGGAAUUUGGUCACGUGGGUUUUCAAGGGGCGACUGGUUCUUGAAAAUGGGAGGGAGCUUGUUCUAAAUAAUGGGUGCUCGCUGAAAAGUGAAUAUUUUGGAUGCUGAAUGCAUUCAACAGGACCAAAUUCGAGAUAACUGUGGCUUUAUGUAUCUAACGGUCGGCAUUGGCUUGAAGUGAACAUCCCUGCUGUGAACGACCAAAUGUGAACAUUUUGAUAUGUAACGAAAUAUUUAAUACCAUGCUUGGCUAUUUUCAUUUUAAAACAUUUUUAAUUGUCAGGCAAGGCAUCACAUUUUGUCAAUACAUGAGCAUAUCUAACAUUGUUGAUGACCUGAAAUGUUUGGAGAAAAUUAGCAAAUAAUGGGAUAAAGCCAGUUGGACAUAAAAAAAAAAUCACUACAGGUGAUUCCUGAACAGCUUCUGGAAGUUCUGGGGUAGAAGUUGAAAUUCGUCCUCCCCGUGUAUAAUUUGAAGUCUUCUACUUUUAAUGGGCAUCCAGCAGUGACUGAACGGGAGUUCCAGUAGCUGGAACCUUGUGGCAAAAUCAGAAUUUAAAAUGACCGUAUAUUUUGGGACCAUAUAGUCGUACCAUUUUAAACUGAAAUGUCACCGUCAUCUUUGUACAAAGAUGUGCAAAAUGCAACAUGAGCUUGUUGCCAUCAUCAGCCAAGAAAGUGAAAUUGCUUGAAAAUGUCCAAAGAAAGUAUUACUAUGCCUUUAUUGUGAAAAACAAAACAAAGACCCAAUUCCUUUCUAAUCAGUACAUAUCUUGACAGUACCAGACUGUAACAGUUUAAAGAUGCCAGAUAUGUGAAAGUUAUCCAGAACGUGCUCGAGUUCUGUGUUCUGGGGCAAAAAUGUAGCAACCUGUGAACUUUGAAGAGACAAAACUCACCACUGAGAUGUGAGUUCGGAAGUUUCUCAGGUUGUUUUUGCAAACAUCCUGAGAGAAUAUGAGAGUUUGGAAAGUUCACUAGACCAAUGAUCAGUUCCACUGUGCUCCAGUGGAACUUGGUUGUGUAGGAAUUUUGAUGAGCAUCUUGUUCUUAAAAAUUGUUGAGUAAUAGAAAAAAUGGGUAUAAUGAAAAGAAUGGAUGGACAGAGACCUAAAAAUGUAGCACUUUUUUAAAGCUGUAGCAUCAAAGUUAAUUGAGAAAGAAAGAAAAGAGGCAGGAAGUGGAGUUUGUUUACUUCCGUAAGUACGUCCAAUCAGAACCCUUCACAACCCCCGUAUCUGAAGCGGAAUUAAACAAAGGCGAUUUAACAUGUUUUCCAUGUAAUCCUUAAUUCAGAAUUAAUAUUCCCAUGUAAACAUGAAGGAGAAUAAUUUAAUUAGGAAUUAUUUAAUUUAGUAUAAUUAGUUCAGAAUUUAUGAAAAAAAACAUAAUUAACCAUGGCCACUGUCUUGCUUGCUUGCUUGUCUUUAUGUAAAUGAUAUUGGGGUAUUGGAUUGACAAACAAUGACAAGAUCCGUAGAAUUUCUUCCAAACAUGGCAAAUGCAUCAACACCAGGGGUGCAAAAAAAAAAAAGAAAAUCACCCAGUGGCACAUCUGUGGUGCACAUUAAACCACGAAUGUCUGGAAGAACGUGAACUUUUACCUACCUGAAUAUUCCAGUGGUCUUCUUCUGACUCUUGAGCGUGAUUGGGAAGUUGUGAGUCCAUGGCGGAGUCAGAAUUUGGAAUGUUAGAAUUCCAGAUGACGUUCUCGUGCUGCUGGCUGUCGCUGAUAAAAGCUUCGAAGCUUAAGUUUUGAUUGAGAAAUCAAAACUCCCAGAUUGAGGAAGCCAGACGUUUCCACGGCAGUGUUUUAGGUGAAAACGCGUCUGAAAGGUUUCCAGAAAGUUCUAGCUUUAAAGCCUUUUCCAAAAAGUUUUCAUUGUCUCCGAGCUCCGUCGUCGUGUAAACGCACACCCAAAACCCAAUGAAAGUUUCGCGUUUGCACUUGAAACCGUUGCCAUGGUAACCGGCCUGAUACGCUUCACAUCAUGUCUCUUCGCAUGAGCAUUAUCUUGUUUAUUCCAUUUCCUCAGCUCAGGAAAUCCCUCCAAAUAUUGCUCCCACUGCUUAGAAGCUCUUGGAAAUGGUUUGUUCGGUAUCAGGAAUCUGUGCCUCACGUGUUUUCACAGAACUGUUGGAACAGAGAGAAAAGGCAGCGACGUUCCCUCCCCUCCUCGUCUCCUUGCCUCAGUGUGUCGGGGAGUAAAUCCAUUUAAUCCUCCGUGAGGCGCUAAGCCUUUCUUUGAACUUAAAAAAAAAAAAUCCCAAGACUGUCGUCAGAGAGUCGCAGUGACCAAAAGUGCCUCGAAACCACUUCUGGAAAAACAGCUUUUUUUUCAGUCUGAGCUUCCAAUGAUGGGAAGAAAACAGACUGAGAGGUUUUUACAGCUCGGUUAAAGAUGGCGUGUAGACACUUUUCAUUUUGUUUGUUUGUUGUUUCUUUGUAACAAGGACCAAAAAUUGUGUUUGGUGGACCAAACAAAUUAAAAUUCUGAUAGUUUUCAAAAAGAACUACUCAAAGCCUGGAUGGAUGACUGAACGACACAGAUGAAUCACUGAUUUAGGUAAAUUUACCACAAUGAGGUGCAAAACUGCCUCAAAAUAUGAAAUUAAAGGACAAAGGGAAAUAAAGUUGUUGUUAAUAAACAAUGACUAUGAAGAGACAAAAAGUACCACAGAAACAAAACUACCAUGGGAGACAAACACCGAGUACAGAGAAACAAAAUAACAAGCUUACUAUGAAAACAAAACUACACACGACCAGAGUCACAGGUUCAUCUCAAUCCUCAGGAGCUCAGAAACACGAUCUACCAGUGAAAGAAGGCGACCACAAAGAGACAACAUAACAACUAAAGACAGCAAAAUCAAUGUCAAAUACUGAAAACAACCAUAAAGAUCAUAUCUAUACGGAGAGACACAAAAACCACUGGAUCGCAUGACCUCAGUGAUCCAACAUGAGGAAAUGUCCCCAGAGCAACACGAUAUGACCGAAAAUGACGGGAUGGCACCAUAAAAUGAACAACUGAUGGCACGAGAUGACCAGACACUGACACAACGACCACAGGGCGCCACACAACGACAAGCAGGAAACGAAGCGAGCAGAGCCAGCUGGAGACGAGUCGGUCCCUGACUGUGUCCAUCAUGUCCUCUCAGUCCGUCCACGGGUCAGAGUUUUCACCCCCACGCCGCUCUUUUCUCCGCACCGCGUUGCACUUUUUGCACUCUGAUCCAAAGCACGGCCUGACUUUUUGACCUUCUUCCUGAUGUUUAUGAACACAAAGUCAUUUCCAAAGAGUUUUGUUUCAGCGUCCGGUCUUGUCCGUAUACCUCAGUGAUGAUGCAAUGACCGGAAGCUUCUGUGCAAUAACGUUCCACGGUUCUUGUUUUGUCCUUCGCUCUGUUGAUAAUUGCUUCGCAGGUGCUGUUUUUGUAGCGUCUGAAGUGAAAACGCUGUAACGGUUUUCCUCUAAUGUUUGAGCCUUAGGUCCUGUUCACACGGCAGCAUUUCAUUUUCAUUUUGUUUCCAGAAAGGUUUUGCAUUUACACAGCAACGUUUUGAAAAUGCCGUCUGUUUCCACGAGGACGGCGGAAACGCUGAAAACGACGUGCUUAGCAUGUUGGUGCAGUAGCAGCAUUUCUGCUUGUCCACAAGGAAACAACCCCGAGAAUUUCCAGGCAGUUGUGUUUCCCCGUUUCCAAGGAGACAGAGUUUUCAAAAAGUUCCACCUUGGGAGACGUUUUUCCCAAAAC